AUGUCCGCUCCAACAUCACUGUUUGAGGCAGAGGUGACUUUUAUACGGAAAACUCUAGAGAAUGUCAAGACCAUCAUCGGCGAUUUGAUGACGUACGAAGCAAAGGACCUAUUGAGUCCUCUUGGGGAUACUCUUGUGACGCCUCCUGAUCAUAUUACAGUCAAAGUUGCUAGAGAACUGGAAAUGCUUGAACUGAAUUGUGAUGAAAUUAUGAACGCCUUGCGAGCUAGAGACAUGAAUCCCAACAUAAAGAAGCUGUAUGACCACGUACCAGUCGCCUUGUCAAGCCAUUACUACACCGGGGACAGAAGAGCUGCUGUACUUGUCGCACUCUUUGAAGAUGAAAAUCACGAGCUCCACGUACUAUUGACCAAACGAACUUCGCAUCUUCGUAGCCAUGCUGGUGAGAUUGCACUUCCGGGAGGACGAUUUGAACAAUCAGAUAAAUCUUUGGUCGAAACUGCGCUAAGGGAAUCGCACGAGGAAAUCGGAUUAUCACCCAGUGAAGUCACUGUUAUCAAAGAGAUCCACCCUUCCGUAUCCAGAAAUAUGCUGCUAGUGUCUCCUGUGCUAGCACUCGUACCAUCGGACUUCUUACAACGAUGUCGACCAAACCCAGAUGAAGUCGAGACAGUCUUCUCAGUCCCAUUACGAAGCUUCUUGAAGGACGAUCGUCACCAAACCUGGGACAAUGAAUACAAACACGGGACCAUCACGGAGAUGUCUAGGACACACUCAUUUAUACGCGGAGAGGGUGAUCAUAGAGUCUUUGGGCUGACUGCAAACAUACUGUUACGAAUUGCCCUGAUUGCUUAUGAAGGAGAUAGUGUUGAAUUUGAGCCGUUCGCUGAAGGACAGCCACUGGACCAUGAGUCUGCGAGGCACCUGUAUUUCAAACAAGAUGCAGAGAAGGUGGAUCAAGAAAAGAUACACCAACGCGAGUCAGAGUUCAAACAACGAAACGUGGAAUUGAGCAAAAGUCUCGCUGCCGAGAAGAACAAGCUCUGA
Molecule: messenger RNA, 1008 nt
Organism: Synchytrium microbalum
Lineage: Eukaryota; Fungi; Chytridiomycota; Chytridiomycetes; Synchytriales; Synchytriaceae
Exons: 7
Coding region: 1-1008 (335 amino acids)
Biological process (GO): coenzyme A catabolic process
Molecular function (GO): acetyl-CoA hydrolase activity; coenzyme A diphosphatase activity
Source: RefSeq, a predicted model, not a curated record